AUGUGUCCACACAGGUUGUUAGAACGUCAUCUGUGUCAUACAGAGGAAGGGAAAAAAGAGCUUGUAUUUUUAAGCAACAGAAAUCCUUGGAUGUUGGAGAAAAUCUGUAUUGGUUACAGCGUGGUCCGUGUUCCCAUGGCCAGUUGUGACUUCUCCACGCGGUUGUACACUUAUGCGGACUCGCCGGAGGACUAUAACCUUGAGCACUUCACUCUGGCCCCAGAGGACAUUCAACAUAAGGAUUUAAAUCAUUAUGUCGUGGGUUGGACCGACUGGAACCUGGCUUUAGACAACACUGGUGGUCCAAACUGGGUUAAAAACUUUGUUGACAGUCCGAUUAUAGUGGACGCACAAAAUGACAUUUUCUACAAGCAGCCGAGCUUUUACGCCAUGGCCCACUUCAGAUGGCCUGCAGAGAUGAAGUUUGAAGUGUGGGAUCCUGAGGUGGGACGUCUGACCUCCACUGCUCCAGCCCACUCCUUACUCACGCUCACUUGGAACUCGCACUGA
Knipowitschia caucasica is the source of this 510-nucleotide messenger RNA. The record is from the annotation of a GenBank genome assembly. NCBI's taxonomy places the organism in Eukaryota, Metazoa, Chordata, Actinopteri, Gobiiformes, Gobiidae.